AAAAUUUAGGUUUUUAUUUUGAUAUAAUUUUAUGUCAGAAGACGUACAUGAUUUUUGAUAGUAAAUUUGGAGUGAGUUCUAUGAUGAGAAUUGACGCUAUUUAUAUUUUAUUUUUCCUUCUAAUUUUGAUAUUUUUUGAAACCAGUACAAUGCUCUAUGUUAAACUUUGAUAAAGCCAAGUUACAAUAUUGAGCACAACAAGGUUUUCAUUUCAAUGAAUAUGCAUAGCAAAUUUAAAUCGUACAAAACAACUUACUAAUUUUAUUAAAAGAGUGUUUACAAACAUGCUUAACAUUUCAUGUUCCACUUUUUUACGAAUGUUUGUUUGCUAUAAUGGUAAAAACUAUAACUUUAAAAAAUAAAAUAAGAUGGACCUGUGUGGUAAUAUUUUGAAAAUCCAUGUAUCCAAAAUUCACUAAGAAUAAAGCUGAAAGAUGGUCCAGUCCAAGUCUUCAGUUCAGGACCUCAAAGGAAAACCUAACAUGCACAUUCAUUAAAAAAUAAAUAAAUAAAGGAGAGCUAGGUUACAAAAGAAAAUGUGGAGACAUCCCCCUGUUUUGGGGAACUUGGGAGUUUCAAUGUUGAUGGAUUUCUUUUUUCUUUUUUCCUUCUAUUAUCAUUAGUUCAUGAAUUCAUGUUGAGGAAUUUUUAUAUAUAUAUAUAUAUAUAUAUAUACGUGAAUUUUAAUUUGAACUUUCAUAUUGGAAUUCAUGUCAAAAUCAUUAUAAAAAAAAAUAACUCAUUGUGAGUAUUUGUAAGUGUCUUCAUUGAUUGCUCAACAAGAUGAUGGAAGCGGAUGUGCGUCGAAACAACCUGCUCAAGGAAAAGGUCGCAGUGCUUGAAUUCAAAAUCAAUAAGCUCGGUAUUGCUGGAAGAGCAUACUAUGAGGCCUCCAAAAUCAAGCUCCGGAGAAACCGGUAUCUCAUCCGGGCAGCCCGAACCCAAAACAUGUUGUUACAUUCAGCUUUGUUUAUUCUUGAGCAAAAGGAGAUGGUCUCACGGAAGGAGGCGAGCAACUUGAUUGGCAUCCGGAAGCAAGCUUCAGAUCUACGCAUCAAAUUUGACUCUCUUCGAAAGAAAUCCAUCACUAACCAAAUCCAUCUUGCAAAGCAAAUAACAGAUACAAGAGCAACAGAGAUACAGUGUGCAGAUGUGUUGGAUCCCAAUACACCUCCAUUGAUCACCAUCCGCUGGCUUGACAUUCGCUUGGAGGCCAUCUUCCGCAAAACCAAAAACACCCAUGUCCUUGAAAAACACUAUGAGAGCCUCCUAAUCCCCAUGCGAGAAGAACAUACCCUCUACAACUUUCAGUUAGAAAGUUUGACCAACAUCAUUGCCCUUAAAAAUAACCAUAUAAUGCAAUUAAAGAUGGUAAUGUGUGAUGGCAUCAAAUCACGAGACCAAGCCAAGGCUGAACUUGAGGAUCUUUUGUCAACUUUAUUUCCAGGUGGAAGGCCUGUGGGCAUGUCCAAGGCAGAGCAAAUCAAGCUGAAUGGGCUAAUAGUGAACUUGAAAGAGGUGAUGGAGGUUGACACCAUGAGGGCCAUGUACCAACAACUCCUCUUCCAACAAAAACAGAUCCUAUACUUGGAGCAAGUGAAGGCAGAGCUCAUUCUGACCUUGCAGAAAUUAAGGAAUGAGGCUCCUAUUCCAGCCACUCACAAAAGGAGGAGCACAUUCCGUCUGGAAGAAGUUGGGGGCAUUGCUGCAAGUGUGAAAGAGUCCAUGCAGAGGCUCACAGUGCAAACAGCACAGAAGGACACAUUCCCACUGGAGCUGUUGGUGGAGGGCACCCACAAGCUCAUUAGCUUGAUCCACCAACGCACAGCUGACAUGGAGGAGAUGGAGACAAAUGCAGUCCCUGAGAAGCUUGUACUUGCAGAAACUGAAUCCAAACUAGUGUUCUUGUUGAAGGGACUUGACAGGAAAGUAAAAUUUCUAGAAUCAAUGAAGGCAAAACAAAUAGCAAAAGCUGUGAAACCAUCAACCUCAAUGGGUUGAUCUUUUCCUUUUAUAACUUGGACUACAAUCCUUGAAACCUCAAUGUUUCCCACUACUGUGUCUUUGUUCCACAAGAAAUAGCAUUACAUGAGUUAUUUCUACACAUUUUUCAAAUAUUGCCUGGCAAAGAUUCAUGUGGUGUAUGAAAAUAAAGUUACAUGUCACUUUGCUA
Molecule: messenger RNA, 2173 nt
Organism: Physcomitrium patens
Lineage: Eukaryota; Viridiplantae; Streptophyta; Bryopsida; Funariales; Funariaceae
Source: RefSeq, a predicted model, not a curated record